AUGGUCUGCUCAGAGUUGGAGGUUUUAAACAAGCUGAAGAGUUCAGGACUUUCUUCCGUCAACCCUAUUAUAGUUCCAAAUGGACAUGUGGCAGUACUACUGGUACGUUUCAUCCAUAACAAGGUUUUUCAACAGGGCAGAAUGAUCACUGAAGGCGCUGUACGUUCUCACGGCUAUUGGAUCCUGGGAGCAAGGAGACUCAUAUCCUCUAUCAUUCAUGUUUGCGUUGUGUGUCGGAAGCUCCGAAGGAUGCCCCAGGAACAGAAGAUGGCAGAUCUCCCUGUCGAUCGGCUCACCCCAGGACCACCAUUUUCCUCUGUUGGAAUUUGGUCCUUUGCCAGUAGUUAUCAGAAAGACGCGUGGUGGGUCAGCACAGAGUAA
This is a messenger RNA of Saccostrea cuccullata (small rock oyster), 381 nucleotides long. RefSeq lists its product as uncharacterized. The record is from RefSeq and is a predicted model, not a curated record. The transcript has a single exon. NCBI's taxonomy places the organism in Eukaryota, Metazoa, Mollusca, Bivalvia, Ostreida, Ostreidae. The coding region runs from base 1 to 381 and encodes 126 amino acids.